Toxoplasma gondii ME49 is the source of this 460-nucleotide messenger RNA. RefSeq lists its product as hypothetical. The record is from RefSeq and is a predicted model, not a curated record. The coding region runs from base 77 to 460 and encodes 127 amino acids. NCBI's taxonomy places the organism in Eukaryota, Apicomplexa, Conoidasida, Eucoccidiorida, Sarcocystidae. The transcript has a single exon.
CAAUACAACAGCAAGCGGGGGUCGUACUUCUUUGUCUUGCAUCCGCAGAUAUAUAUACCUCUGCAUACAUAUAUAUAUGUAUGUACGCAGGCAUGUUCACGUGUUCACAUGCGGUGCCGUAAACAGUACAUAUUCUAUCCGCUACCCAAAAGUGUGUCUGUUUGGGGGCUUCUUGUCUGAAAGAUCUAUUGCUCAGGCACCAGUCGAAGUGCAGUCCGCAGUGAAUGUUCGCAACCUGCAGCACGGAAGUUUCUGCCAGAGUGCUCGACCUGAUAGUGCGAACUUUCGGCAGCAGCACGCGGAUUCCUCGGGUUUCCUCAUUCAUCUGUGUGUAGCGGCAGCAAGGCAAGCGAUUUCUUAUUUGUCGAAACCUGGCUCGUUCACCGCACCAGUUGCCAUACAGAGCUCAAAAACGCAUCUCAACGCUUUUUGCUACAGUCAGUUGGAACCCUUUUCGUAG